Messenger RNA from Populus euphratica (Euphrates poplar), 1253 nucleotides. Its product is annotated as probable carboxylesterase 12. Gene Ontology annotation, molecular function: hydrolase activity. The transcript has 2 exons. The record is from RefSeq and is a predicted model, not a curated record. Lineage: Eukaryota; Viridiplantae; Streptophyta; Magnoliopsida; Malpighiales; Salicaceae. The coding region runs from base 102 to 1043 and encodes 313 amino acids.
UUUAUUACGAUGUAAAUUGUAAACCCCAUAUUUAUUCAAGCCUUUUCCAAAUAUGUUUUGAAUUAACCGAGUCCUCUGUCGGCAAUUUCAAGUGCUCAACCAUGUCGGAAGUUGCUCAAGAUUUCUCUCCUUUACUUCGACUAUACAAAGAUGGCCGCAUAGAGAGACUUAUGGGAGUAGAUAUCGCCCUUCCUGGUGAUCCCAAUUCCAAUGUCAUGUCCAGAGAUGUCGUCUAUUCACCUGCGCUGGAUCUAUCUUGUAGACUUUACCUUCCAAAAAACACAAAUCCUCACCAAAAACUGCCCCUCCUAGUUUACUUUCACGGUGGAGGCUUUGUGAUAGAAACUGCCUUCUCUUCAACUUACCAUAAUUACCUCAAUACCUUAGUAGCCGAGGCUAAUGUCAUAGGAGUCUCCGUAGACUACCGAAGAGCACCUGAGCAUCCUCUUCCUGCGGCAUACGAUGAUUCAUGGACAGCCCUCAAAUGGGUUGCAUCUCAUGUUAAUGGAGAUGGGCCUGAGGAGUGGCUAAACUCUCAUGCUGAUUUUAGCAAGGUGUUUUUUUAUGGGGAUAGUGCUGGUGCUAAUAUAUCACACCAGAUGGCCAUGAGACACGGUCAAGAGAAAAUAGUUGGUUUUAAUGUUGCUGGGAUAGUUUUGGCACAUCCAUACUUCUGGGGUAAGGAUCCUAUUGGUAAUGAGCCCAAGGAAUCAUCACAAAGAGCAUUCGCUGAAGGUCUGUGGCGUCUGUCAUGCCCUACAUCAAAUGGGUGCGAUGACCUUUUACUUAAUCCACUUGUCGAUCCAAACUUGGCUCGGCUGGAGUGCUCCAAGGUGCUUGUUGCUGUCGCUGAAAAGGAUCUGCUGAGAGAUAGGGGGUGGCGCUACUAUGAAAAGUUGAGGGAGAAUGAAUGGAGUGGAGAAGUGGAGAUCAUGGAGGCCAAAGGAGAGAAUCAUGUGUUCCAUCUUCUCUCUCCUCCUGGGGAGAACGCUAGGCUCAUGCUUGAAAAAAUCUCUUCUUUCCUGAAUCAGGACAAGGCCUAGGAUCUGGGGAGAGUUUCUGUCAGGUAUUUUCAACUCUCAUUUAAGGCGACGUGGACGAAUGUCUGUGAGGUGGAUUUUUUUAACUUGAGUUUAAUUAUCCCUCGAUCCGGGUUAGUAUGGUACUGCUAUCUCUGUAACCAUGGGUUUAAUUCCUACAUUGUACGUUGUUACGCGCUGUUGUAUUAUUCAGACAUAAAUGUUAUCUAAGUA